CGACUUCCUUUUCGGCCAUACUACACCGCAAAGAUGGUGAAUGUACCCAAGCAGCGCAGAACUUUCUGCAAGGGGAAGAAUUGCAAGAAACAUACAUUGCACAAAGUGACCCAAUACAAGGCUGGCAAGGCUUCCCUUUUUGCCCAAGGUAAACGGCGAUAUGACAGAAAACAGUCGGGAUAUGGUGGACAAACUAAGCCUGUGUUUCACAAAAAGGCAAAAACAACCAAGAAGAUUGUUCUGCGUAUGGAGUGCACAGAAUGCAAAUACAGGAAACAGUUGCCGAUCAAGAGAUGUAAGCACUUUGAGUUAGGAGGAGACAAGAAGAGGAAGGGACAGAUGAUCCAGUUCUAAAUGCCACCCGUUCUCUGUAAUAUAACAACAAAUAAUAAAAAAAUUGUACAGGAA
Molecule: messenger RNA, 408 nt
Organism: Lineus longissimus
Lineage: Eukaryota; Metazoa; Nemertea; Pilidiophora; Heteronemertea; Lineidae
Exons: 4
Coding region: 34-354 (106 amino acids)
Biological process (GO): translation
Cellular component (GO): ribosome; cytosolic large ribosomal subunit
Molecular function (GO): structural constituent of ribosome
Source: RefSeq, a predicted model, not a curated record